AUGUCUUGUAAAGGUGUCCGUCAAAUACUACGCACCCAACGUCAUUUGGAGGUAGUCACUCUCGCCCCACUACCCCGCCACGAAUCGCAGGCGAUCUCUUUACCUUUUAUUCCCUCUUCCAUGAUUUCGAACAGCGUUACGUAUGCCAAACCCGUGGGCAAGAAGCCGCCAGAUGAUGUUUUCAAGUACCCAGACUCUGACGGCCUUCUGGGAGAUGUCUGCGCUUAUCCAAGACACAUCAAGACUCUCACCUUGGGUCCGAUGUCUCUGGAGAGCUUCUCGUCGGUUCAAUACAUGCUGAAAGGACAACUCCGAGAUCAAAUGGCCUCGCUCAAAGAACUCAACAUCUUCGUUGAUUACGACUGCGAUAUCAGCGUUCCUCGUGCGGACACCUCUCUCGAUCUUUCUUUUGACGCGUUCCCUAACCUGCGCAUCAGCCGACUUCGAGGCGUUCACACGAACUGGGAAAGCCCCAUAUUCUCAUCGGUCACUACAUUCGAGCUGCGAAACUGCCCGGUCUCCCACACAGGCUCCAUAGCAACAUUCACUCGCGCCAUCUUGGGCUGGGCAAGCCUCACCAACCUCUCCCUCCACCACGCCUUCCUACAGGCUGGGGACGCCCCCGCUUUGCCCGACCUCUCCGAGUCCGGGAUAUACCAGCACACCAACCUGAUAAAGCUCAUCAUCGAAGGUCCCAUCUCACUGAUCUCCGCCAUUCUUUACCGCCUCGACGCGCCCCACGCGGACGUGCACAUCAUCGGGCACGCCCCCGGACCCCACCCGGGCGAUGCACGCCACUCCAUCUUCGACGCCAUGCUCCCCUUCGUCGACUACCUCCCCAGCCACCUCGCCCACGCCGUGGCCGCGCGCGCCGUCGUCACCCCAAAACCGGCCGAAAUCUCAGGCACGACGGCCGACGGCACGACGGUCGCACUCGAGGUCCGCGGCCUCGACCUCUCCACCCCCGCCGCCUGCGCGCACCUCUUCGCACACGCCGUCUCCGCGCUCUCCACGGCCUUCGGCGCGCGCCGCGCGCCGCUCGGCCGUCUCGACCUCCACGGGGACGGCUCCCUCGCCCGCGCCGAGUGGGACCUGUUCCUCCACAGCCCCUCCGGGGCGUCCCUCGAGGCCAUCACGUUCCGCGACUCGAGCGCCUGCUGCGAGGGCGCACGCCACCUCUUCGACGCGCUCGGGCGCGCGCACGGCGCGAACGCGGACGAGUCGGUGUGCCCGGCUCUCCGUCGGAUCGGCGUGUCGACGGAGGCGCGCGCGUCGCCGAGGCUGGUCGAGCACAUGGGCGCGGUGCUGGAUGCGUGUCGGGCGCUCGGGCGGGCGUUGGAGAAUCUCGACGUGGAGUUUGCGGACGCAGUGGAGGGGGUGGAGGAGUGGGUGGAGAGGCUAAGGGUGGAUGUGCCGGGAGGUAUUGUCGCGUGA
Molecule: messenger RNA, 1434 nt
Organism: Epithele typhae
Lineage: Eukaryota; Fungi; Basidiomycota; Agaricomycetes; Polyporales; Epitheliaceae
Exons: 2
Coding region: 1-1434 (477 amino acids)
Source: RefSeq, a predicted model, not a curated record